AAAAAUAAUUCUAUAACAAAAGAGGAAGCAUGCUUAAAAAUUAUUGAAGGCUCAUCUCGAAAUCAAUACCUUUUCCUUACUGAAAGCGAAAUUCUUGUAGGAAGUAAGGAUUCAAAUCAUAUCGUUAUAAAAGACCAAAAAAUUGAUGAGAAACAAGCAAAAUUUAAAUUUUGUAAAGGAAGAGUUGAUAUCAUCG
Messenger RNA from Racocetra persica, 196 nucleotides. NCBI's taxonomy places the organism in Eukaryota, Fungi, Glomeromycota, Glomeromycetes, Diversisporales, Gigasporaceae. The record is from the annotation of a GenBank genome assembly.